UAGGCUUCCGUAGGAGACCUACGCCUGCGUUAACUUUUGCCGCCUGCUUCACCGCUGCAUUCGAGAUAAAGGGAAAGCCCACCUCGUGGUUAGAAGACAUCUCCGAGGCAGCUUAUUGGGGUUUUAAAGGCAAGCAAACGAUAGCUUUCUUUUGCAACUUGGACCUUGUGGCAGGAAACGCAGUUUGAGCAGAAAUGCACAACAUGGGCAAGAAGCCGAAUACAAAAGGAAAGAAGGAUGCUCACGACACUCCGGAGGAGCCGGAGGAAUUUGUUGUCGAGAAAGUUCUCGACCAACGUAUUGUAAAUGGAAAAGUCGAAUUCUUCCUGAAGUGGAAAGGCUUCACAGAGGCUGACAACACCUGGGAGCCAGAAGACAACCUGGACUGUCCAGAGCUUAUCUCAGCGUUUUUAGAAGCACAGAAAAACGUAAAGGAGAAGCCCGCUCCCGUGAAGCGGAAGGCAUCCACAGACGAGCCAGAGACGGAAGCCAAGAAGAAAGAUGUGGCUGAGAAACCACGUGGCUUCGCUAGGAAUCUCGACCCAGAACGGAUUAUCGGAGCGACGGACAGCAGCGGGGAGUUGAUGUUCUUGAUGAAAUGGAAAGACUCAGAUGAAGCCGAUCUGGUCCCCGCGCGUGAGGCCAACACUCGCUGCCCUCAGGUGGUAAUUUCCUUCUACGAGGAGAGACUGACAUGGCAUUCCUGUCCAGAGGACGAGGCUCAGUAGAACUGUCCUUUGGUCCCAGCAGUCCCAUCACACCCUUUUCCUCAGGACUGAGUUUUCUCCUCUGGCUUGCCUUUUAGCUUUAGCCAUCCUAGUUAUUUUUGAAGAUGUUUCAGCCCUUGUAUUGUUUUUCUUUUUAAGGAGGGCCACGUUGUACAUAUUAGCUGAACUGAUUUGUUAGGGUGCAGCAGUUGGUGUAUGAUAAAGUCUUCCGGUAUCAUAUAAUGAUUGAUGUAAUUCCAGUUUAGAAAGCAUAUUCUUUGAAUGAACCAACCGUAUUCAAACCUGGUUUAAAAUUCUGUAAAUUCUAAAUGGAACUUCAUCAGCCACCUCCUGUGUAUCAAUCUGUAAGUUUUGUUUUGUUUUCUACACUAGUUCUAAUGUUUUUGUUCCUAAAGGUCAUUUUGUAUACUCCGUCUGUCUGUAAAUAUCAUUUGAAGUUAUAAUAAAGGUUUUGUGACCAAA
Messenger RNA from Gasterosteus aculeatus aculeatus (three-spined stickleback), 1190 nucleotides. RefSeq names its product chromobox homolog 3a (HP1 gamma homolog, Drosophila) (gene cbx3a). The record is from RefSeq and is a predicted model, not a curated record. NCBI's taxonomy places the organism in Eukaryota, Metazoa, Chordata, Actinopteri, Perciformes, Gasterosteidae. Gene Ontology annotation, cellular component: nucleus.